UGGCCAUUUAACCUUUGAGAUUUAGAGUUUGCGCUCUCCCCGCCCCAAUUGCCGCUGUUAGUCCCGCCCCGCCCCCUUGCCCUUGAAAUCCCGACUUCCCGACUGGCCCGUGGCUAUCACGUGACGGCCAUGUCUUGCGAGUGCUAGCCAGGCAACCGUCCUGGAGACUGACACCGCUGGCCACACCAUGAACGUGAUCUACCCCCUGGCGGUGCCCAAGGGGCGCCGGCUCUGCUGUGAGGUGUGCGAAGCCCCAGCCGAGCGGGUUUGCACGGCCUGUACAGUCACUUAUUACUGCGGCCUUGUGCAUCAGAAGGCGGAUUGGGGCAGCAUCCAUGAGAAGAUAUGCCAGCUGCUAAUCCCCCUGCGAACCACCAUGCCCUUCUACAACUCAGAGGAGGAACGGCAGCAUGGCCUGCAGCAGCUGCGGAAGAGACAGAAGCACUUGAUUGAAUUGUGCUACACCGUCGCCCAGAAAUAUCUCUUUGAAGGAAAACACGAGGACGCUGUCCCUGCGGCUCUGCACUCCCUUCGCUUCCGAAUGAGUGUGUACGGCCUGAGCUCAGUGGAGCUUGUGCCUGCUUACCUGCUCCUGGCUGAGGCCAGCCUUGGUCUGGGCCGGAUAGUGCAGGCUGAAGAAUACCUAGCCCAAGCCCAGUGGACAGUGCUCAAGUCAACCGACUGCAGUAGUGCCACUCACUCUUUACUGCACCGGAACCUGGGCCUCCUCUACAUAGCCAAGAAGAACCAUGAGGAAGCUCGCUACCACCUGGCUAACGAUAUUUAUUUUGCCAGUUGUGCGUUUGGGUCAGAAGACAUCAGGACCUCAGGCGGCUACUUCCACCUGGCCAACAUCUUCCAUGGCCUUCAGAAAAUGGAGGUGGCUGACACACUGUACACAAAGGUCUCGGAGAUCUGGUAUACAUAUCUGAACAAUCACUGUCAAGCCCUCUUACAGGCUCGUUCCCAAAAGGCAGAUUUACUGGGCAAACAAUUUGUGAAUGACACCGGCUUGGAUGAAGCCCAGGAAGCAGAAGCCAUUCGGAUCCUAACUUCCAUCCUGAGCAUUCGAGAGUCUACUUCCGGCAAAGCGCCCCAGAAAACCAUCCUCAUUCUGAAGACCCUGAGCAUGCUUUACUAUCUGAUGAUGGAGAAUUCAACAGCAAAGGAGUAUGCGCGGAGAGCCCUCAGCCUAGCCGAGGAACAUCUUACUGAGGAGGAGCAAAUGAUCGUCCAAGAGUUACUGGCUAUCGUCUCAGCAGAGGUAGAAAAACAGCCCAACGCCUAGAGAGAGCGGGCUGCUGCUGGGGCUGCAGCCUGACCGAUGCGCGGCUGCUGGGGUCCUGUGGCCUGCUUCCACCCCUCCCCAGGGACUGCCUGAGGGACUGCCAUCCUAUUAACUUGUGAUGUACAGAGCUUUGGGCACAGUAGUCAAUAAAACUGUUGUUGAU
Messenger RNA from Acomys russatus (golden spiny mouse), 1451 nucleotides. RefSeq names its product zinc finger MYND-type containing 12 (gene Zmynd12). Bases 188 to 1288 code for a protein of 366 amino acids. The record is from RefSeq and is a predicted model, not a curated record. NCBI's taxonomy places the organism in Eukaryota, Metazoa, Chordata, Mammalia, Rodentia, Muridae. Gene Ontology annotation, molecular function: protein binding. The transcript has 8 exons.